AUGCCUGAGAUUAAACUUAAAAUUGAAAUCACUGGCUUGCCAGAAUCGGUCGUUCCCAGGUUGCGAGAUCUUCUCAAAGACUACCUGACCAACUCCAACGACUCUGACAUCAAUCCUCCAGAACCUGGACGGCGCUCUGUGAAGCUGAAACUAAAAAUUGCAGGGGAUGGAUCACAGAAGACCAUUCGUGUCACCAAAAAGGAGAAAAAGGUGAUAAGGUUACACGAGGAGAUGGCCUACAUCAACUCAGCCUGCGAACGGUCUCAAGCAUUGCUUGCAUCAUAUUUUCCGUUUGAUGAGGAUGACUUCGACUAUGAGAGGCGCGUCACAUUGACUCUAAAGGUCAUCACGAAACCGUUACUUAUGAACACAAAUGCCGCUGCCAAGGCCUAUGUGGAAAUUAAAGAGGAUGUUGAUGACUGUUGA
Aspergillus viridinutans is the source of this 426-nucleotide messenger RNA. RefSeq lists its product as uncharacterized. NCBI's taxonomy places the organism in Eukaryota, Fungi, Ascomycota, Eurotiomycetes, Eurotiales, Aspergillaceae. The transcript has 3 exons. The coding region runs from base 1 to 426 and encodes 141 amino acids. The record is from RefSeq and is a predicted model, not a curated record.